Tetrahymena thermophila SB210 is the source of this 423-nucleotide messenger RNA. Its product is annotated as transmembrane protein, putative. Lineage: Eukaryota; Ciliophora; Oligohymenophorea; Hymenostomatida; Tetrahymenidae. The record is from RefSeq and is a predicted model, not a curated record. The transcript has a single exon.
AUGCUCUCAGGUCUCGGUAAAUUUAUUUUAGUCCUCUCCUUAUGUCUUUAGUGCAGCUUGUUAAUCUAAGGAAUUGAUGCCUAAUCUAAUUUCAAAACUAAUAUGGAUGCUUUUAGCAAGGCUCUCCCUUAACUCAGCAUUAUUGCAUAAUACAGCUAAUACUAUGAUUAUAUUAGAUUCGCUCUUGCUGGUCUUUAUGGAUUCAGUAUCCUCAUUUUAGUUACUCCCUCUUGUUUUGUUCCUUUAGUUAGCGCUUUAGGUAUUAUUUUAAAUACUGCUAUCACCUAUCUCCCUAUUUUACUUAAGGACAAUCAAAAUGAACUCGCUCUUACUGCUGUCCUCAAGAACGUUUGUAUCUUAGGAGGUCUUUUCUACCUUAUGGGUUCUUCUUGCACUAAGACUUGCAAGCCUAAAACUGCUUGA